This is a messenger RNA of Cimex lectularius (bed bug), 881 nucleotides long. RefSeq names its product proteasome subunit beta type-2-like. NCBI's taxonomy places the organism in Eukaryota, Metazoa, Arthropoda, Insecta, Hemiptera, Cimicidae. The transcript has 4 exons. The record is from RefSeq and is a predicted model, not a curated record. The coding region runs from base 167 to 787 and encodes 206 amino acids. Gene Ontology annotation, cellular component: proteasome core complex. Gene Ontology annotation, biological process: proteasomal protein catabolic process.
GGAGUCAGUUGGCUAACCUGUCGAUCGAAGAGGCAGUGAUCAGCCAUUUUCCCGAGUCACUGCAUGAUACGGUCAUUGUAGGUAACACUUUACGGAGUCAUCGUCAAUACGCUCGUAGACUCGGCCGGAUAAAAUUUUGUUUCGAACUGUGUGAAAUCGCUCAAGGAUGGAGACCAUACUCGGAAUCAGGUGCAGGGAUUUCGUCAUGCUCGCGACCGACAUGUCCAACACCACAAGCAUAAUGGUCAUGAAGACCGACGAAAAGAAGAUCUAUCCCGUCUCGGAUAGGAUAAUCAUGGCCGUGACGGGCGGCGAAGGGGACGCACACCAGUUCGCCGAGUACAUCGUCAAGAACAUGCAGCUUUACAAAAUGAGGAACGGAUACGAACUCAAGCCGAAACCCACCUCGCAUUUCGUCAGGCAAAAUUUAGCAGACUACCUAAGAAGUCAGACUCCUUAUCAAGUCAAUCUAAUGCUAGGGGGCUAUGACCCUGACGAAGGGGGCCAACUUUUCUUCAUGGAUUACUUGGCGGCAUACCAAGAAGUCCCUUACGGAGUGCACGGCUAUGGCGGUCUAAUGGCCGUCAGCAUUUUGGAUCGAUAUUGCAGACCUGAUAUGUCAAUAGAAGAAGCUUAUGGAGUAUUAGAAAAGUGUAUAGCUGAAGUGCAAAAAAGGCUUAUAAUCAACCUUCCCAACUUUCAUGUCAAAGUUGUCGGCAAAGACGGCGUUCAAGAAUUGAAGAAUAUUACCAGCAAAGAUCUGGCUAGCAAGGGUGCAGAUCUUUAAAUCUGUCGCUGUUCGAAUAACUGCUAUUUAAUUUGCAUUGCACUAUAUUUUACAUACUUUUUGUAAAUAAAUAAAAAUUAAGUUACUAUGUUGA